AUGGAGCCCGAGGAAACGGCUGAGGUCUCUGCUGCGUCGUAUUUUCCGCAAGAAGCCAUAGCUUCUAGCCCAGCUGUCCCCGAUGCAGGAGUCAAAGACGGAAAGGCCGAUGAAACUACCGAUGCGCCAGGUGGUCAGGAUCCAGAGAUCGGAAUCUCUCCGGCCUGGUCGCAGCUGGCAAAGGAAGUGUGGACGUAUGAAGAAUCGCGGGUAAAGCGAUGGCGAAACGAGAUUCACACGUUGCUUGUCUUUGCUGGUCUAUUCUCAGCGGUCGUGACUGCAUUCGUCGUGCAGUAUUAUGCUGUCUUACAGCCGGAGGCGCCCAAUUUUAACACGAUUAUUCUGGAGCAGCAUACAGUAAUCCUGGAACGUACAGCAUGUAUUCUUGAGCGAAUUUCGUCGCAGCUUGGCGACAUCCCCGUGGAAUCAAUCCAUACAGCAUUGACAGCAACGGCUGCUACAGCGACUCACCCGAAAUCGGAGCCAUUUACAAGGCCACCCCCUCCCUCUCCACCCCAGUGGAUUGCUACACUGUGGUUCGCCUCUCUGGUCUGCAGCGUUGCCGCGGCGUCCAUGGCUUUGGCUGUCAAUCAGUGGCUCAACUUCCACGCGGAACAGGCCGGCUUACGGAGCGCACCCCAGAAGCUUUGGACCUGGCGCCUCCGUAGAGAUGCGCUCAACAAGUGGAAAGUCGAGUUCAUCGUUGGCCUCCUUCCCUGCCUACUGCAGAUCGCCCUCGUUCUCUUUCUGCUGGGGAUUGCAGGUUAUCUGAAAGCGAUUAGCGCUGGCGUUGCUCUUCCAAGCAUGGUCCUCAUGUGCUUCUUGUUCUUGUUCCUCAUCAUCACGACCUGCAUACCGGCAUUCGUCGAGUACAGUCCCUACAAGUCACCACAAGCUUGGUGGAUAUGCCGAAUCGUGAGGUGGAUUCACUGGGCAAUCUGCUGGGUUAUGUGGAGGAUAUGCCUAUGGUUACGCCCCGUCGUGCUGUUUGCUAUGUGCAAACGCUUGGGCGAACUCGAAUCUUCCAUCCACUCCGGCGACAGCUUGUUCAGCCAUGCGGGGAUACCCUCCCGCUGGAUAAUGGACAGCCUCUGCAGCUUCGCAGACACCAUAAUGGCAGCUUAUCGCGCACUUGACACGCACCAAGCCUAUCUCCACAAGGUCAUGGAGACAUCUAACUGGGUGGGACAUGAACAACUCCGUCUACACGGCAUCACUUCCAGGCGCGCAGAAUCAACGUUGUUCUCAGACAUAUACUCCAUUGCACUCGACGUAGAUGUCCUUCGAUCAAUGGAGACCUGUCUCAAAGAGAUAUCCCCGUCUCUCGCAUUCGAGAACGUGUUGGCGAUCGGCAAAGCCAGGGGGAUGGUCUUGUCAAGUCGGGAGGAUGCGUAUUCGCCGCAGCCGCUGCAAUACGACAAGCUCGAUAACAUCGUGACUGUCAUGACGGGUCGCAUGGUGCUCAACACGUGUCUCGAAGGGGACAUGACAGUGUCGAAUGCCUUACUAGAGUCUUUCAAGUCGGAUUCGAACCGUGACGCACUGGCCGGCCUUAUCCGCGCUAUGCCUUACAACGAUGCGACACAACUGUGUAUCGCUUUAUUUGAGCAUCUGCAGAUGCCGAGUACUAGUAGGCCUAUCGGCGACGACAGGACCAGGGCCAUAUUGGACGUCAUACAAAACAUCUACGUCCCUGUUAAUUCCCAUUUGAACGUGAAGGACAGGGGCUACCGUCUGAUCCCCGGAGUCGCCAUGAGGCACUGUGAGCCCCAUGCCACGCUGCGACGUUUACGCAACACUCAAGGCAAGUACUAA
Molecule: messenger RNA, 1815 nt
Organism: Fomitopsis serialis
Lineage: Eukaryota; Fungi; Basidiomycota; Agaricomycetes; Polyporales; Fomitopsidaceae
Exons: 3
Coding region: 1-1815 (604 amino acids)
Source: RefSeq, a predicted model, not a curated record